Molecule: messenger RNA, 4022 nt
Organism: Colossoma macropomum (tambaqui)
Lineage: Eukaryota; Metazoa; Chordata; Actinopteri; Characiformes; Serrasalmidae
Product: phosphatidylinositol-binding clathrin assembly protein-like
Exons: 19
Coding region: 1671-3356 (561 amino acids)
Biological process (GO): clathrin-dependent endocytosis; synaptic vesicle budding from presynaptic endocytic zone membrane; clathrin coat assembly
Cellular component (GO): clathrin-coated pit; clathrin-coated vesicle; extrinsic component of presynaptic endocytic zone membrane
Molecular function (GO): 1-phosphatidylinositol binding; SNARE binding; clathrin heavy chain binding
Source: RefSeq, a predicted model, not a curated record
ACUUACACAGUGAUUGAAAAACACUCAUGAUUAAAAUAUUUACAGGAAAGUUAAGGUACGAACAGCCCUCAGGUUGAAUCUUGAAAAAAAAAAUAAAGAUUAGAUGACAUUGCUAUGGAAAUAUGUGAAGAUGACCAAAGGCAUGUUGUACUUGAACAUGUUUAGUCACAUAGAAAACCUGUUUUACAUCUGAGCUGUUAUCAGGUUGUGCCCCGCUCUUCCCUAUCUGGGUUGGUGGGUGAUCCAUGGGGCAGGUGGAAGAGACAUUCAGAACAGUGGAGUACAGUUUCAAUGUGUGUGACAGUCUUCAAAAGUCAUAGCCCUUGUCUCUGUCUACCUGAUUUGUCUGGAUCUACAUCACGACAUGGCUCCUUUUAUUCCAUGCCAUGGCUAUAAACAAUCACACAGUACAUUUACAUUUUCACAGAGGGGCUUUUCUGCAAUCCCUGUAGCUUUUUAGAAAUGGACAUUCCAGUGUAAGGGGUUCUACUGGGACUACUAUGUAUGAAUGUAAUACAACAUGUUCAGUUAGGUUUGCUGUUGUUGUUGUUGUUUCCUCUUCUUUCACCUUUGAGACAGUAUUUAUGUACUCUUAUUUAUUGAGGAGGACUACACUGUCAUAUAUGUAACUCGGUGACUGAUCUCCUACCAUUGUAUCCCUCCAUUCUCCGUUAAAUUCGUAUGGGGGAGCCCUCAGAGAAAAUGGUUUUGUUUGACAGAUUUAUCAAUAAAGUAUUUAGACACGGCCAUCUUCAGUUUCUUAUAAAGAAGAAGAAUAUGAGAUCUGGACCGUUUGAUGCCACCGAAAGGCCCCGCCCCUUUUAGUCGUACAAGAACCAAUCCGCGGCCGCCUCGAGUCACCUGAUUUCCAUAACUGCCAUUUUGCGCGCAGCGUCCGGCUCCGUAACUGUGAGGCAGAAACUGGGAGAAAUUCCUCUGUGUACAAAAAAAAAAAUGUCAGCGACGAGAUGUUGAAUUGGCACGGUUAGGACCAGUGUCACUGUGGAGCCGCCAUUCGGAUAAACGCACAGCCCUUUAUCGCGUUUUAAGCAUCUUUGCUAAUUCGCUCCAUGAGGGAGAGCUGAAGGAAUGUGAAAAGGAUGCCGAGUAGUAGCUGCUAGCCUCGUCAGACUUCUGUUCUGCUAGUGGGGAUGUGAAUUCGGCCGUUAUUUUUCUGCUGCUACUGCUUCGCGGGCUUGACAGUAUUCAACCCAGCACGUUCAUUCAGGGCUGGUUUCGUCUUUUAUGUUUUUUUGGAAGUCGAAAUCAUCCAGCUAGCCUUAUUCGAGCAGCAGUUACAUGGUUAACCGGCGACACGGGAGGGUAGCAGCAGUGCCCGUAGUGAUGUGCUAUAGCUCGUAACGUUACGGAGGGUCGGUCCGCUUCAGUAGGCUAACGCGCUCUGGACGCUGCUGUAUUCUUGACAGCGGGCUGUAACGUUAGACACAUCAGCGCAGUCGUUCGCCCUUGAUCGUCUCGUCGCCGGUAGUCCGGUUGAUUCUGAAUGUCAGUGCCUCCUCUCAGUUCGGGUUUCUGUCAGGAUAGGCUGCCGUUCUCCGCACACAGACAAGCGACGUGAGCGGUUCCCCCCCACUCCCUCCAUCCCUGCACCGAGUGCUUUUUUCCUUUUGCUCAGAGACGAUUUUUUUUAUCGUGUGGCAUUAUUAGCUAUGUCGGGACAGUCCAUUACGGACCGGAUCGCCGCGGCUCAGCACAGCAUGACCGGAUCGGCCAUCAGCAAAGCCGUGUGCAAGGCCACGACGCACGAAGUCAGCGCCCCCAAGAAGAAGCACCUCGACUAUCUGAUGCACUGCACCAAUGAGCUGAGCGUGAGUAUACCUCAUUUGGCUGACACGCUGAUUGAAAGGACGGCCAAUCAGAGCUGGGUUGUGGUGUUCAAGACCCUUAUCACCACUCACCAUCUCAUGAUGUACGGCAAUGAGAGGUUCAUCCAGUACCUUGCAUCCAGAAGCACACUCUUUAACUUGAACAAUUUCAUAGAUAAAGGUGCAUUACAAGGUUAUGAUAUGUCCACCUACAUCAGACGAUAUAGCAGAUACCUUAAUGAACGGGCAAUGUCCUACAGACUGGUAGCGGUCGAUUUCACUAAGAUGAAGAGAGGGAUUGAUGGAGUGAUGCGCACCAUGAGCACAGAGAAGCUGAUGAAAACUCUCCCAAUUAUUCAGAACCAGCUGGAUGCCCUCCUGGACUUUGAGGCCAGCUCUAAUGAACUGACCAAUGGUGUGAUCAAUGGUGCCUUCAUGCUGCUCUUCAAGGACUCUAUCCGCAUCUUUGCUGCUUACAAUGAGGGUGUCAUUAACCUUCUAGAGAAAUAUUUUGAUAUGAAGAAGCACCAGUGUAAAGAGGCCCUGGAAAUAUACAAGAGGUUUCUUACCAGGAUGACCAAGCUGUCAGAGUUUCUCAAAGUGGCAGAGCAAGUUGGAAUUGAUCAGGUUGACAUCCCAGAUCUCUCACAGGCCCCAAGCAGUCUCUUACAAGCUCUUGAGCAACACCUGGCCUCUCUGGAAGGCAAGAAAAUCAAAGAGCUCUCCACUGUCAACAGGGAUGAGAAACAGCAGGCUCAGGAGGUGGAGGGUGACAGAUUACAGCCUACAAAGGGAGUACAGCUCAAAGAUAUUGGAAUGCAGACCCCAACAGUGUCUCCCAGCGGACAGUCUGUGGGCAGUGCCAAUAGUACCUGCACCAGCAGCGGUGCCACUGAGCUCCUCUCCACUCCACCCGAUCUACCCAUCACGAAUGGCAGUGUGCACAAUUUCACCAGUGAUCAUUUUGACCUUCAACACAACCUCAACACCCCUGUUCAAACCACCACCCUUCCUGCCAGUAACAGUGGCUGGGGAGGGCCCCUGCUGAAGCCCACUCUUUCUUCACAGGUCCAUGGUCAAGGCACACAACUCCACAAUGGUGGAAAGUUACUGACUAAUGACCUGGACUCCUCUCUGGCCAACCUAGUGGGCAAUUUGCACUUUGGAGGACCCCCGACCAAGAAGCCAGAGAUGCAGUGGACUCACCUGGAGAAGAAAACCACAGGAGGGUCUCACUGGCAGUCUAAAGCCAUGAGUGGCACUGCACCGUGGGGGCACACACACCUGGCCCCGGCUCCCAUCCCUGUGCCACAAAUGAAUGGAAUGAUUUAUACUGGCUAUGCACCAGCUCCGGUAGCAUUUCCAAUGACAACCCCCCAAGUGCCUGUAUAUGGGAUGAUUCCUCCUCCCAUGGGCCAGAUGGGUUCAGUCCCCUUGAUGGCACCCCAGCCUGUGAUGUACAACCAGCCUGUGCUUCGCACCACCAACCCAUUCACUCCUGUCCCUGGAACUCAGAUGCACUUCAUGUAGCGCUGAGGAAAACGCUGGACUGACAGUAGCGCCAGAGGAAAAACAUCAACCAACCCAAAACCAAAUAUGACAAAGCAGACAUGAGAAAUGGUUCAGAGACUGAUAUGUUCAUGUGCCAUUUUCCCCUUAAGCUGUGUGUUUGUAGCAUACCCUGCCCGACUGACAUAACAUAGUCCUGUCAUUUUACAUGUUAUCUUUAAUUUUUAAGUGUCAAAUCUAGUGUUUCUAGAUGGCCCUCUUGGAUGAUGUCACUGGCUGAUGCAAAUGGAAUGACAGUGUAUAGUGAAUUGCGGUGGAAUGAAAAAAUGUCAUGAUGUCAAGCCCCCUGCCCUUUUGCCCCCCGUUCGGAAAAGUGAUUGUUGUAAUCGUGCGCACUUGAAUCAAUGUUUAUAAUGUCUAAACCAAGCCACGGUUUUGUAUGCACAUUGCCUGAAUAGUGUUUUGAACCAACCACUGUCAAUGUUAAUCAUGCCACAGUUGCUGGCUUCCCGAAUUCUUGAGUCUUGGAGAAAUGUGUACAGGUCACUUUUUGUACAUUUGUCUUGUCCCCAAACAUUUUGGACUUCACCUUACAAGUUAAAGCUGUUUCUGCAUACAGUAACUUGUAAUGUUUCAUUCAGGUAUGGUAAAGGUAUGGCUGUAUGGAUUAAAACAAAUACAGCAGUG